Centruroides sculpturatus (bark scorpion) is the source of this 3656-nucleotide messenger RNA. RefSeq names its product homeobox protein abdominal-A homolog. Gene Ontology annotation, biological process: anterior/posterior pattern specification; negative regulation of transcription by RNA polymerase II. The record is from RefSeq and is a predicted model, not a curated record. Gene Ontology annotation, cellular component: nucleus. The transcript is spliced from 2 exons. NCBI's taxonomy places the organism in Eukaryota, Metazoa, Arthropoda, Arachnida, Scorpiones, Buthidae. The coding region runs from base 1172 to 2029 and encodes 285 amino acids. Gene Ontology annotation, molecular function: RNA polymerase II cis-regulatory region sequence-specific DNA binding; DNA-binding transcription factor activity, RNA polymerase II-specific.
GUUUUUAUUUUUGUUUCAAAUGUUAAAUUAUUUAAGUUUUGUCACGUGGAGGGACAGCACGUGGUUCACGUAUUUAAAUAUAGAACAACAGUGAAGUCCCCCACUUUCUUUGGGUGAUAUGAGCAUCAAAUAAUAUACAUUUGUACUCCACUUACUUCCCAACUUUACCCCUAUCCCCUAUAUUUUGAUAGGGGAAAAGCCCAAUUUUAAUGUAAGAAACUAUCUAGAUUCACCCCUACUUACUACAAUUCCCCACUGAUUCCACUGUUUAAAAUACAAGCCCUCAGUUAUCUCCAAACAAUCACCCAUUUCCUAAUCAAUAAUUGCGACUGUUACUCGAAUUUGGGGGGCCAAAACUCAAAUAUUCCCCACAAAAAUUAUAAAAAAAUGUAGCCCCACCUGUGCACAAUGUCAUCCUCUAUCACCUCCCCAAUUUACCUGGCACAAUAUAUUAAUUUUAGUCAAUUUUGGGGUUUAUUUUCUCAUCAUAAAUUCCACAGCAAAUUGCUGAUCGAUCAGCAGUUUGGUAUGAAAUUUGCUCAGUAGAUUGAUCAGAAAGUUGCUCAGUGAAUUGAUCAGUGCCCUGUUCAAUGGAAAUUUGAUCAAAGGAUUGAUCAAAACCGUUACAUUUGCAUGAAAAUUGAUCAGCACCAUUAAUCGAUGCGAAAAUUGCACAGCAGAUCGAUCAGCACCCCUCCAACGGAUAUGCAAAUCGACGGAUGAGGACAAGGAUACCGAGCAACAUCCCUAAUUCCCAUACACAAAAGGAAGAAUUAAGAGUGAGAAACCUUACUUUACGCUCCUCAUCCGAGUCGGUAAAUUAAGGAGGGCGCAGGGAUGCGUGGUAGGGAGGGCAGAGUGACCGAGCUAGACUAUGAACAUAGCUGCGGAUAGAUGGCAGGACAACACUGUUCAUUAAAAACAAGGAUUCGAUAGUUACAUAGAUAGAUAGGCACAUUGAGAACACGUUUAAAAAAAUGCGAACAGUAAUCUAUUGGAUAGUAGGAGCUUUGCCAUUGGACGAUGGCAUUUGGGUCUUGCGCGAUUGGUCGUCCAUGUUUACGUCGUAACGGAGCGCCGUAGUCACAUCGUGGCCAUUAGCAGAAGGAGCCAUAUACGAGCCGUAAAGGUGGUCUUUUAGUGGUAUUACAGUGGUAAAUAUGAGACGGAGAUGAGCGGCAAUUUUAUGGAUGGACUGCUAGGGAACAAGUACUCAGCUGACACUACCUCACCAAGUGCUCUGACGAGUUACGGGCAGCAUCGAAUGUAUCCGUAUGUCAGCCUGUCUCCACAGUCUGCUGUAUCCGUUACGGGCAACGUCUACUACACUUCGAAUGCCGAUUUUGCAAAGUCGUGCCGAUACAACACAGCCCAGAACAAUGGAAUGGAUGGAUCGGGUGGUGCAGGUUACUCUUUCAACUUGCAGAACUGUGCCGCCGUUGCAGCAGCAGCAGCAGCAGCCGCUGUUUCGUCCCCUGCCACUUCCCCCGCUGUUGUGGCACCCUCGCAGUUCUUCCCUCAUCCCAAUCCGGCUGAUAUCGGUUCGUGUUCCCAGCUUGGUGUCAGGCAAGUGGAGCAGAUCCCGGACGUGCCACGUUAUCCCUGGAUGUCUAUUGCCGGACCUAAUGGUUGCCCACGACGAAGAGGUAGACAAACCUACACACGUUUUCAGACACUAGAGCUAGAAAAGGAGUUCCACUUCAACCACUACUUGACUAGAAGGAGAAGGAUCGAAAUAGCACACGCCCUAUGCUUGACAGAACGACAAAUCAAGAUCUGGUUUCAGAAUCGACGUAUGAAAUUGAAGAAAGAGAUACGUGCUGUGAAAGAAAUUAACGAACAAGCAAGAAUAGAUAAUCGUGGAAUUAAAGAAUCGAAAAAUCAAGACAAGAUAACAGACAAAGACGACUCGUGUCAAGUGAAACCAGCCGUCCAACAAUUACCAAAAACAGAAUUGUUGUCACAGAAAGGCGAUCAGAGCCUUACUAGUUCACCGAGUUCUUCAGAUUCUCAAACACCCCAGCUGUAAGCCUUUCAGGCUACGAUCCAAACGAUCUAAAAAAAAAACACGAUUAGGCAAAGGGGAGUUUACAAGGGUUAUAACAAAUUUAAAAAAAUAAUAAUAAAUAAUUAAAAAAAAACACUAAAAUUUGUCUAGCAAUACGUGGGUCUUUCAGUAGUGAAGAAUGGGCAAUGUCGUAUUCCUCAAUGGUUCGAGAAGAUUUUUGGGUUGAUUCGUUUUCGUUUCAUUGUGAUCUUGGCCUUUGUAAUUUGUAAAAAAAAAAAGGCCAGAAAAAUUAGCCUAUAUUUAAGCUAGUAGCUUAAAAAAAUACAAAGAAAAAAACGUGUAAUCUAGGUCCUAGAAGUAACUCUAUACCUCUAUAUAAAUAUAUUAUAUAUAUAUACAUACAUAUAUAUAAUGUAUAUGCACAUAACCAACCAUCAUACGUCUUUAAGGAUAAAUUCCUGUAUCCUUUUCUUGUAUCCACGUCACUUUGUGUGACGCAGUUUUAUCCAGUCGUCAGGAUUCCAAAGAUUUUUUUAUUCCUGGAAAGUGGAAAAAUAUGUCAAAAAUAAGAGCAUUUAAAUGGUAACAUUGUUUAAGUGUAUCCAUAUAGGAGCAGUGGGGGGAGACAGUUGCAGUUGCCCUCCUGCUGCAACUCUGUUGCUAUUAUACGUAUAAAAAAAAUGGGGAAAUAGUUACCAUUCCUCGUCGACAAAGCCUAGGUGUAUCAUAAUUUUGUUAAACUAUAUAUAUAUAUAAACACAUAAAAAUUCUAAAAAAAAAAAUAAAUAAAAUAAAAUUUAUAUAUAUAUAUGGUAAGCUUUGUAGUUUUUUAAUGAUGUGUUGUCUAGAUUUUUGGCAUCUGUUACCUGUUUUUUAUUGUUGUUAUAUUGUUGUUUGUGUGAAUAAUUUUUCCUUGACUUACGGGCAAACCGACGAACGUUCUGUCUCUGUAACAUUUUUUGCGCUUCGUCAAUAGAAUGAUCCCAUAUUUUUUAAGUUAUUGGAAUUCUUGUGAUAAAUAUUUUUUCUCGUUUUUUUUUCUAAUGUUGCUGUUGAUGGAACGUUUGAUACGUAGAUUGGCUCCUUUAUGGAAGCUCUCUGAGCCUUUAGAAGGCUCUCAAUACGUUAUAAGAGCCUGUAGAAGGCUCUGAUAUUGAGACUCUUCUAUAGGUCAUUGAUAUAUAUAUAUACGUUAAGCAUCAUUCUAUUGAUGGAUAUUUUGAUCAUGAUCACUCUGUGAAUGAUAAUUAUGUAGAUAGAAUCUAAGAAAUUGUUUCGAUUUUGUAUUUUUUUCUUGUUCUUAACAAAAGAAAAAGCUUUUAUACGUAUUGAUGCUGAUGAUGAAGAUGAGGAUGAGAGUGGAGGAGGAGGAGGAGGAGGAGAAGACAUCCCAUGAUGAAGAUAAAUUGAUAAAAGUGUCAUAAGCAUUCCCACCGUUAUAUAAAAGUUGUAGAGAGAAAAAUUAAUGUUGUAUUAUCUGUCUAUUGUGGAAAAAAAUCUUUAAAAAUGAUAGAAAAAGAAGUACAAAUGAACUGGUAGAAUCUAUUUACAGUUUGUUAUUUAUAGAGAAUCUGGUUUGAAUUUUCGAAUCGUCCCAUUGUACUGUACUCCAUAAUUAUGUGUACAAUAAAAUAUGUAAUAUGUCGAA